Molecule: messenger RNA, 489 nt
Organism: Spirometra erinaceieuropaei
Lineage: Eukaryota; Metazoa; Platyhelminthes; Cestoda; Diphyllobothriidea; Diphyllobothriidae
Source: the annotation of a GenBank genome assembly
AUGUCGCCUGCCAUGCCGACGGACGUCUACCGUGACGAACGCCCUGGGUUCCGUGUCACCUACAGGACGGGUGGCCAACUCCUCAACCACCGGCGAAUGCACUUCCAAUCAUGCGUAUCUAUAACAACCGUCCAUGAACUUCUCUUCGCUGACGAUUGCGCCCUCAGCGCCGUCUCGGAAGAAGACAUGCAAAGCAGCAUGGACCUCUUCGCCUACGCCUACGACAACUUCGGCCUGGUCAUAAACAAGGAGAAAACGGUGGUCAUGCAUCAACCGCCACCCGACGCUGCCUACUUCUCACCCCAACUCAACGUGAACGGCGUUCAAAUGCAAGUCGUGGACUACUUCAUCUACCUGGGCAGCACCCUCUUCCGCACCACCACCAUCGAAGACAAAGUGGCCAGCCGGAUCUCCAAAGCCAACCAAGGCUUCGGCCGUUUGAAAGCACAGUCUGGAACCGCCACGGUCUCCACUUCAGCACCAAACUGA